Condylura cristata (star-nosed mole) is the source of this 5343-nucleotide messenger RNA. It is a transcript of the gene CLIP1, whose product is annotated as CAP-GLY domain containing linker protein 1. The record is from RefSeq and is a predicted model, not a curated record. Bases 193 to 4188 code for a protein of 1331 amino acids. Lineage: Eukaryota; Metazoa; Chordata; Mammalia; Eulipotyphla; Talpidae. Gene Ontology annotation, molecular function: microtubule plus-end binding. Gene Ontology annotation, cellular component: nucleus; microtubule plus-end; cytoplasm. Gene Ontology annotation, biological process: positive regulation of microtubule polymerization; cytoplasmic microtubule organization. The transcript is spliced from 27 exons.
AGGUGCGGGCCUGCGCGGUGCAAGCGGCCUUGUGGCCCUUCCGCUGCCUGCCGCUGGGCUGGACAGUGCAGCGGCCCCUCUUUAACGUCCGCCGGAGACCGGCCUCAUGGUGGGCGCACCCACCGCUGUGCCCAUGGUGGGGGAGAGGUAGCGCCUGGUGGAGGACUGGAGCAGGACACGCCCUCGGCCGGCAUGAGCGCGCCCAAGCCCAGCGGGCUCAAGGCCCCCAGCAAGAUCGUCAAGCCCGGGGGCGCAGCCCCGAAGCCCCCCGCCGCUGUUGCAGCUCCUGGGGAGAAAGCCGUGUGUAGUGACACCACGCCGGGUGCCGCGGCCGAGCUGCGGGCGGAGUUUGUGGACGACUUCCGCGUGGGGGAGCGUGUCUGGGUGAACGGCAGCAAGCCCGGAUUCAUCCAGUUUCUUGGGGAGACCCAGUUUGCGCCAGGGCAGUGGGCCGGGAUCGUCCUGGACGAGCCUAUCGGCAAGAAUGACGGCUCGGUGGCUGGAGUGCGCUACUUCCAGUGUGGGCCUGCCAGGGGCAUCUUUACCCGGCCCUCGAAGCUCAGCCGGGAGGCCCCGGCCGGCGGCGGGGACGGCGGCCCUCACACUGCCCUGGCAGCCCGGGGGGCGUCGCCGCUGCCUGCCCCCGCUCCCUCCCCGGCCACGCCUGCCGCCACACCCCACAGGCCUGGCCCGCCGCCCGCCAAGGAGCCUGCGGCCUCCACGCAGGCCAGCAACCUGACGAAAACUGCCAGCGAGUCCAUCUCCAACCUCUCCGAGGCGGGCUCGGUCAAGAAAGGGGAGCGAGAGCUCAAAAUCGGAGACCGAGUGUUGGUCGGCGGCACGAAGGCCGGCGUCGUGCGCUUCCUCGGGGAGACCGACUUCGCCAAGGGCGAGUGGUGUGGCGUGGAGCUGGACGAGCCGCUCGGGAAGAACGAUGGGGCGGUGGCCGGGACCAGGUACUUCCAGUGCCAGCCCAACUAUGGCCUGUUCGCGCCUGUGCACAAGGUCACCAGGAUCGGCUUCCCGUCCACCACGCCGGCCAAGGCCAAGGCCGCUGCCGUGCGCCGUGUGAUGGCUGCCAGGCCCGCUGGCCUGAAGCGCAGCCCGUCCGCCUCCUCGCUCAGCUCUGUGAGCUCUGUGGCCUCCUCUGUGAGCAGCAAGCCCAGCCGCACAGGCCUCCUGACCGAAACCUCCUCCCGCUACGCCCGGAAGAUCUCUGGCACCACGGCCCUGCAGGAGGCCCUGAAGGAAAAGCAGCAGCACAUCGAGCAGCUGCUGGCCGAGCGGGACCUGGAGAGGGCGGAGGUGGCCAGGGCCACGAGCCACGUCGGGGAGGUGGAGCAAGAGCUAGCACUGGCCCGGGACGGACACGACCAGCACGUCCUGGAGCUGGAGACCAAGAUGGACCAGCUGCGGGCGAUGGUGGAGGCGGCCGACCGGGAGAAGGUGGAGCUGCUCAACCAGCUCGAGGAGGAGAAGAGGAAGGUUGAGGACCUGCAGUUCCGGGUCGAGGAAGAAUCCAUCACUAAAGGUGACCUUGAGCAAAAGAGCCAGAUUUCUGAAGAUCCUGAGAAUACGCAGACCAAACUGGAGCAUGCGCGCACUAAGGAGCUUGAACAGAGCCUGCUCUUUGAAAAGACCAAAGCUGACAAGCUCCAGAGGGAGUUAGAAGACACUAGGGUGGCUACGGUGUCAGAGAAGUCCCGGAUCAUGGAGCUAGAGAAGGACCUGGCGCUGCGCGCGCAGGAGGUGGCUGAGCUCCGCCGCAGGCUAGAGGCCGGCAGGCCAAUGGCGGCUGUGGACAUGUCGCCGUCCCUCCUGCAAGAGCCGAGCUCCCUGCGAGAGGAGCUGGACGCCGCCCGCGCCGACCACCGGCGGGAGCUGGCGGCUCUGCGGGAGGGGCUGGGCGCCCGGGAGGAGGCGCUGCAGAGGGAGCUGCAGGCCUUGCAGGCAGCUGCCGAGAAGCUGUCCAAGGAGAACGAGUCGCUGAGGAGCAAGCUGGGCCACGCCGACAAGGAGAGCGCGGACGUGAUCGCCCUGUGGAAGUCCCGGCUGCAGUCGGCCAUCGCAUCCCACCAGCAGGCGAUGGAGGAGCUGAAGGCGUCCUUCAGCCGGGGCGGCGGGGCGGGCGCUGCUGAGCCCCAGGCGCAGGUGGACAGGCUGAGGCUGGACCACCAGCGCGAGCUCGAAGCCCUGCGCGGCCGGCAGGAGUCGGAGCGGGCCGCCCACGCGGACGCGCUGGGGGCGCUGCAGGCCGAGCUGGCCAGGGCUGUCCGGGAGAAGGAGGAGGGUCUGGAGGCCGCGCAGGCCGGGCUCGACCGCGCUGAGAACCAGCACCUGCUGGAGAUGGAGGAUGCCUUGAGCAAGCUGCAGGAGGCCGAGGCGAAGGCCAGCAGCGCCGCCGCAGAGCUGCAGGCCAGGGAGCUGGCCCUGGGCGGCCUCCAGGACAGCCUGCGCGAAGCCAGCCGUGCCAAGGAGGCCCUCGGGACAGAGCUGCAGGCCCUGAGAGAAAAGUUUGCUGACGCGGCCGCCGAGGCAGCCUCCACACAGGGUCGCCUGCAAGAAGCCACGCACAAGCUGCAGCAGAAGGAGCAGCAGCUCAGCGCGCUGUCCUCCGACCUGGAGGUGGCCAGGGGGCAGCUGGCAGGCAUGGAGGCGGAGUUCAGGGAGAGAAACGGAAGGGAAGAGCAGUUGUUACAGGCAAAGGAGAAGCUGGAGAACGACCUCGCGGACAUCGCCAAGGUGUCGGGAGAUCACUCCUCCCGGCUGGAGGAAGUGUGCGGUGCGCUGCGUGAGAAGGAGAGGCUGGUGGAGGAACUGCAGCUGAGGCUCAGCGAGGCCGACGAGCAGGCGAGGGUCCUGCAGACGCGCGUCGAGGAGGUCACUCUGCAGGCCCAGCAGAGCCAGCGGGCAGCAGCCGUGAGGCACGAGGAGGAGAAGCGGGAGCUGCAGAGGAGGUUGGCGGACCUGGAGAGGAGGAUGGAGAUGAGCUGCAGCCAGCGUGAGGAAGCCGCUUCCGUGGCCGCCGCCGGGCAGCACGAGGCCCUGCAGGAGGCGUGGUUGGGCGCACAGGGCCGGCUGGCGGCCGUCCCAGCGGACAACGGCGAGGCUGAGACGGCCCAGACCGCGGAAGGCGCUCUGCAGCUCCUGGAGCAGAUGACCAAGGAGAAGACUGACGCGCUGGCCUCCCUGGAGGACUCCAGGCAAACCAACGAAAAGCUGCAGAGCGAAUUGGAUACACUUAAAGAAAACAACUUGAAGAACGUGGAAGAGCUCAACAAAUCGAAAGAACUUGUGACUGUGCAGAAUCAAAAAAUGGAGGAAUUCAAGAAGGAAAUAGAAGCCCUGACGCAGGCGGCGGCCCAGACGUCCCAGCAGCUCUCAGCACUGCAGCAGGAGAACGUGAAACUUGCAGAGGAGCUGAGGAGAAGCCGGGACGAGGCCAGCAGUCAGCAGGAGCUGGAGGAAGAGAGAGCUGCGCUCAGCGAACAGCUCUCGGAAAUGAAACAAAGAGAAUCCAAGUUAAUACGGGAGGCGGACGAAGAGAAGGCCUCCCUGCAGAAGGCCAUCCGCCUCACCAGCGCCCUGCUCACCGACAAGGACGCCGAGCUCGAUCGGCUGCGCAGCGAGGUCUCGCUGCUCCGGGGAGAGGUCGCCACCGCCAAGGCGUUGCAUCCGGUUGUCCAGGCUCUCGAGUCCGACAAGGUGAAGCUGGAGCUCCAGGUAAAGAACUUGGAGCUUCAGCUCAAGGAAAACAGGAGGCAGCUCAGCAGCUCUUCAGGUCACACGGACGCGCGGGCAGAGGAGGACGAGAGGGCCCAGGAGAGCCAGCAAAUGAUUGAUUUCCUGAAUUCGGUAAUAGUGGACCUUCAAAGGAAGAACCAGGACCUGAAGACGAAGGUGGAGCUGAUGUCCGAAGCCGCCCUGCGCGGGGACGGCGACGACCUCAACAGCUAUGACAGCGACGACCAGGAGAAGCAGCGCAAGAAGAAGCCGCGGCUCUUCUGCGACAUCUGCGACUGCUUCGACCUGCACGACACGGAGGACUGCCCCACGCAGACGCAGCUGGCUGAGGACCCGCCGCACUCGGCGCACCGCGGCAGCCGCGGCGAGGAGCGCCCCUACUGCGACAUCUGCGAGGUGUUCGGGCACUGGGCCAGCGCCUGCGAGGACGACCAGACCUUCUGAGCGCCCGCGGCCUCCCCGCCAGUGGCCUCGGUGUCCCCACCCCGCAGCCCCCUCCCUUGGCCUCGGCCUGGACAAAGGCGAUGCCAGGUGUCCCCCGGCCGGCGGCCUCUGCCACCUUAUUUAAGUUCCUUCCCGUUGUGCGGUUCCUCCUCACAUUUGCACUAAAGUACUUCCAGGCUGCAUUUGUAUAUUUAGGUUUUCGGGUUGAGCUUUGACACUGGAAUGAGUUGGGAAAAAUGUGCCAUUUGCCAUGUUCAUCUGCUCGUUUACACACUUCGCUCUCGGUGGAGACGCGCCUGAGGCCCGUGGCUGCCUGCUCGGGGUGCAGGGUCGCCUCGGCCGGAGGGCGGUGCCAUCAUGGAAUCACGAGGUCGCGCGGGGGCUGUGAGAGCCGCAGCCGCCGCCACGCUGUACCCCGGCCGCGCUCUGAUGGGCUUCGCCUGAGUUCAGCUUCUAUGUAGUGUAUGUAUAUAUAUUUUUAAAAAUCUCUAUUUUGGGAAAAAGUACACAAUGUAUCAUUCUGUUCAGAUUUUUACUUUUUUGAAAAAGAAACACUUAAAAACCUAGGCUGUUUGCAACAGCCUGGGCCAGAAACUCUGACUUUGCAACUUCUUCAUUGUUUCUUUAUAUUAAUCUUAUAUGUAUAAAUGCUGGGAGCAUUUUCUCCAAAGUUUUGGCCCUUCUCCAGCCAACAUUCCCAGAAGCCAGUUAGGUAAUAAGCCACUAUAAAACACCAAAUUAACCCAUCUAUGGUCUUGGCAAGUUUUUUUUUUUACUGUGCUUUUGGAUGAAUGUAUGAUGGGAAAUUCAACGUUGAUUUUGAAUUUUCUUAUCACAAAAAUACAUGAAAGACCUCAACCAUCAGAAAUUUAUCAGCCAGUUUGAAUCUAUUUAUCUUCAUUUGAAUGUCUUCUAGGCUGUAAAAAGUAAUCGUCUGUUCCGUGGUACAUGUACAGUAAGAACCUCUAUAAUCGUGCAUACGCCUUUGACGUAUUUUCCUCACAAGAUGAUCAGCUGUGUGUUUGACAAGUGGAAGGAAACUCUUGAAUCAAAUUGCGGGUUGCGAGCUUGAAUCAAAUUGCAGGUUGCGAGCUUAAUUGGAGGCGUUUCAAACGCACACGGUAUGCGAACAGUAUUAAAAUGUGCGCAAACAGC